Eptesicus fuscus (big brown bat) is the source of this 4937-nucleotide messenger RNA. RefSeq names its product Janus kinase 2 (gene JAK2). The transcript has 25 exons. Lineage: Eukaryota; Metazoa; Chordata; Mammalia; Chiroptera; Vespertilionidae. Gene Ontology annotation, biological process: cytokine-mediated signaling pathway; intracellular signal transduction; cell surface receptor signaling pathway via JAK-STAT. Gene Ontology annotation, molecular function: non-membrane spanning protein tyrosine kinase activity; histone binding; cytokine receptor binding. Bases 822 to 4220 code for a protein of 1132 amino acids. Gene Ontology annotation, cellular component: cytoskeleton; cytosol; membrane. The record is from RefSeq and is a predicted model, not a curated record.
CGCCACGGGAGGCCACGGUCCCGCGAGGCUCGCCCCUGUCGGUCCCGCGGCGCGCGCACCGCGAGACGCGCGGCCCCCGGGGAGCGGCGCACGCGCAGUGCGGGCGCGCGCACCAGGCCCCGCUCCCGCCCCCGCCCCCGCCCCCGCCCCCGCCCGGCUCCGGCCCGGCCUCAGUCCGCGGCGAGUCGGCUGCCUGACCGAAGGCCCUGAAUCCCAGUGUCGCCUGCGGUUCUGAAGACACUGGGUGGCCGGGGAGAGGGUGGAGACGACGGCGGUGACGAGCUUCCCGGCUGCCGGCUGCCGAAGCUGAGUGGUGUGGGUGCAGGAAGUAGGAGCCGAGGAGCCGAGGAGCCGAAGGGGGCAGCCGCGCCUGCAGCUAACGGCCUCCCGGGGCGCUGACCGCUGGGCAGGCGAACCGCUCGCUCAGGAGUUCGCGCCGCCGCCUCCACCGCUCAGUUUGUGGGGCCCGGACUUGCGGCGCGUCCGGGAGAAGAGCUUGUGCCCCGGCGCGGGGAGAGGCCGGGUCCUCGCCGCCGAGGGAUGUGAGUGGGAGCCGCAAUCGCACGGGAGGGAUCCGGAGGUCCCAGCCUGGCGGACGCUCGGACCCGAACCCGUGCCCGCUCCGGGGGCUUCGCAGACCGUGGCCGGCCGGAGGCGCCCGGUAGGAGCAGCCCGGGGUCUGGGGGCGCGUCCUCGUCGCCCGGUCCGUGCAGCGGGUUUCAGAAACAGGCAAGGGGACAAGAUGUGAACUGUUUUCCUUCUGCAGCACCAGAGGCCCUUCCUCCCCUUCCCGCGAAGGCAAAUGUUCUGAAAAAGACUGCAUGGGAAUGGCUUGCCUCACAAUGACAGAAAUGGAAGGAACAUGCACACCUCCUAUGCAUCAGAAUGGUGAUAUUCCUGGAAUUACUGAUCCUGUGAAACAAAUAGAUCCAGUCCUUCAGGUGUAUCUUUAUCAUUCCCUUGGGAAAACUGAUGGAGAUUACCUGAAGUUUUCAACUGGGGAAUAUGUUGCAGAAGAAAUUUGUGUUGCUGCUUCUAAAGCCUGUGGAAUCACACCUGUGUAUCAUAGUAUGUUUGCUUUAAUGAGUGAAACAGAAAGGAUCUGGUAUCCACCCAACCAUGUCUUCCAUAUAGAUGAGUCAACUAGGCACAAUGUACUCUACAGAAUAAGAUUUUAUUUUCCUUACUGGUAUUGUAGCGGCAGCAACAGAACUUACCGGCAUGGAAUUUCUCGAGGUGCUGAAGCUCCUCUUCUUGAUGACUUUGUUAUGUCUUACCUUUUUGCUCAGUGGCGGCAUGAUUUUUUGCAUGGAUGGAUAAAAGUACCUGUGACUCAUGAAACACAGGAAGAGUGUCUUGGGAUGGCAGUGUUAGAUAUGAUGAGAAUAGCCAAAGAAAAUGAUCAAACCCCACUGGACAUCUAUAGCUCUAUCAGCUAUAAGACAUUCUUACCAAAAUGUAUUCGAGCAAAGAUCCAAGACUAUCAUAUUUUGACAAGAAAGCGAAUAAGGUACCGAUUUCGCAGAUUUAUUGAGCAAUUCAGCCAUUGCAAAGCCACUGCCAGAAACUUGAAACUUAAGUAUCUUAUAAAUCUGGAAGCUCUUCAGUCUGCCUUCUACACAGAGCAAUUUGAAGUAAAAGAACCUGGAAGAGGUCCUUCAGGUGAGGAGGUUUUUGCAACCAUUAUAAUAACUGGAAACGGUGGAAUUCAGUGGUCAAGAGGGAAACGUAAAGAAAGUGAAACACUGACAGAACAGGAUUUACAGUUAUAUUGUGACUUUCCCGAUAUUAUUGAUGUCAGUAUUAAGCAGGCAAGCCAAGAAGGCUCAAAUGAAAGCAGAAUUGUAACUAUCCAUAAGCAAGAUGGUAAAAAUCUGGAAAUUGAACUUAGUUCAUUAAAGGAGGCUUUGUCUUUUGUGUCAUUAAUUGAUGGAUAUUAUAGAUUAACUGCAGAUGCACACCAUUACCUCUGUAAAGAAGUAGCAUCUCCAGUGGUGCUUGAAAAUUUACAAAGCAACUGUCAUGGCCCAAUUUCAAUGGAUUUUGCCAUAAGUAAACUGAAGAAAGCAGGUAAUCAGACUGGACUUUAUGUACUUCGAUGCAGUCCUAAGGAGUUUAAUAAAUAUUUUUUGACUUUUGCUGUUGAGCGUGAUAAUGUCAUUGAAUAUAAGCACUGUUUGAUUACAAAAAGUGAGAAUGGAGAAUUCAACCUCAGUGGGACUAAGAAGAACUUCAAUAAUCUUAAAGAUCUUUUGAAUUGCUACCAGAUGGAAACUGUUCGUUCAGACAAUAUAAUUUUCCAGUUUACAAAAUGCUGUCCUCCAAAGCCAAAAGAUAAAUCAAACCUUCUAGUCUUUAGAACAAAUAGUGUUUCUGAUGUACCAACCUCACCAACAUUACAGAGACAUAAUAAUGUGAACCAAAUGGUGUUUCACAAAAUCAGAAAUGAAGAUUUAAUAUUUAAUGAAAGUCUUGGCCAAGGCACUUUUACAAAAAUUUUUAAAGGUGUAAGAAGAGAAGUAGGAGAUUAUGGUCAACUGCAUGAAACAGAAGUUCUUUUAAAAGUUCUGGAUAAAGCACAUAGAAACUAUUCAGAGUCUUUCUUUGAAGCAGCAAGCAUGAUGAGCCAGCUUUCUCACAAGCAUCUGGUUUUAAAUUAUGGAGUAUGUGUCUGUGGAGAGGAGAAUAUUCUGGUUCAGGAGUUUGUGAAAUUUGGAUCACUAGAUACAUAUUUGAAAAAGAAUAAAAAUUCUAUAAAUAUAUUAUGGAAACUUGAAGUGGCUAAACAAUUGGCAUGGGCCAUGCAUUUUCUAGAAGAAAAAAACCUUAUUCAUGGGAAUGUGUGUGCCAAAAACAUUCUACUUAUUAGAGAAGAAGACAGGAAGACAGGAAAUCCUCCUUUCAUCAAGCUUAGUGAUCCUGGCAUUAGUGUUACAGUUUUGCCAAAGGACAUUCUUCAGGAGAGAAUACCAUGGGUACCACCUGAAUGUAUUGAAAAUCCUAAAAACUUAAACUUGGCAACAGACAAAUGGAGUUUUGGUACCACUUUGUGGGAAAUCUGCAGUGGAGGAGAUAAGCCUCUGAGUGCUUUGGAUUCUCAAAGAAAGCUACAGUUUUAUGAAGAUAGACACCAGCUUCCUGCACCAAAGUGGACAGAAUUAGCAAAUCUUAUUAAUAAUUGUAUGGAUUAUGAACCAGAUUUUAGACCUUCUUUCAGAGCCAUCAUACGAGAUCUUAAUAGUUUGUUUACUCCAGAUUAUGAAUUAUUAACAGAGAAUGACAUGUUACCAAAUAUGAGGAUAGGUGCCCUAGGGUUUUCUGGUGCUUUUGAAGACCGAGACCCUACUCAGUUUGAAGAGAGACACUUGAAAUUUCUGCAGCAACUUGGCAAGGGUAAUUUUGGGAGUGUCGAGAUGUGCCGGUAUGACCCUCUACAAGACAACACUGGGGAGGUGGUGGCUGUGAAAAAGCUCCAGCACAGUACUGAAGAGCACCUCAGAGACUUUGAAAGGGAAAUUGAAAUCCUUAAAUCCCUGCAGCAUGACAACAUUGUAAAGUACAAGGGAGUGUGCUACAGUGCUGGCCGGCGUAAUCUAAGAUUAAUUAUGGAAUAUUUACCAUAUGGAAGUUUACGAGACUAUCUCCAAAAGCAUAAAGAACGAAUAGAUCAUAAGAAACUUUUGCAAUAUACAUCACAAAUAUGCAAGGGUAUGGAAUAUCUUGGUACAAAAAGGUAUAUCCACAGGGAUCUGGCAACAAGGAAUAUAUUGGUAGAGAAUGAAAACAGAGUUAAAAUUGGAGAUUUUGGGUUAACAAAAGUCUUGCCACAAGACAAAGAAUACUACAAAGUGAAAGAACCUGGUGAAAGUCCUAUAUUCUGGUAUGCUCCAGAAUCACUGACAGAGAGCAAGUUUUCUGUGGCCUCAGAUGUUUGGAGCUUUGGAGUGGUUCUGUAUGAACUUUUCACCUAUAUUGAGAAGAGUAAAAGUCCACCAGCGGAAUUCAUGCGUAUGAUUGGCAACGACAAACAAGGACAGAUGAUUGUGUUUCAUUUGAUAGAACUCUUGAAGAAUAAUGGAAGAUUACCAAGACCAGAUGGAUGCCCAGAUGAGAUCUAUGUGAUCAUGACAGAAUGCUGGAAUAAUAAUGUAAAUCAACGCCCCUCUUUCAGACACCUAGCUCUUCGCGUUGAUCAAAUAAGGGACAACAUAGCUGGAUGAACGAAAUGAACUUCACUCUGAGACCAAACUAAAGUUAGAGAACAAAGUUUUGUAUUUCACAUUGCUGUGGACUAUUACUACAUAUAUCAUUGUUAUGUAUAUCAUGUUGCUAGCCACAAAGAUGUGGAAAUAUCUGCUCAAAACUUUCAAAGUAUAGUGUGUUUUUCUUUAUGGGGACACCAGUAAAAAAAAUUAAUGAAAAGUUCUGAGUAAAGAAUUUUGUAAAAAAUUUCAUGAACUUAUUAGGCAAUUAACAUCACUUUUCUUUGGCAAAAGAAAAAAAAUAGAUGUUUUUUAACUCAGAAUUUUGAGAGAUGAAAAAAUUAUAAUAUAAAUUUUACAACGUUAAAGAAGCACAGGAUACAUAUGUACAGUUUUUACCACAGUGAAUGUAUAAUACCUUGGCAUCUUGUGUGAUCUUUUACACAAGGGCUGGUUCAUUAAUGGUGUUUUCUAAUUUUUCCAUAGUUGAUCUAUAAUAACUUCACUAUACACAUUAAGAUGCUCAAAUAAUUGAAUAAGCACUUUUGUGUUCUUGUUCAUCUAUAUCACUGGCCAGCAAUAUAAGCAGGUGUACACUUUUUGCUUAUCAUUCUAUGUACUGUAAAUAUUUUUCAAAGAAAAGGGAACAAAUGUUUAGUUUUAUUUGUAUAGGAAUUUCCUUGACUAUAAAGAAUACAUUUUGAAAUGAAACAAGUUUACAAAGCUGUAACACAA